Messenger RNA from Dermochelys coriacea (leatherback sea turtle), 1042 nucleotides. RefSeq names its product olfactory receptor 52R1-like. Gene Ontology annotation, molecular function: G protein-coupled receptor activity; olfactory receptor activity. Gene Ontology annotation, biological process: G protein-coupled receptor signaling pathway. Gene Ontology annotation, cellular component: membrane. NCBI's taxonomy places the organism in Eukaryota, Metazoa, Chordata, Testudines, Dermochelyidae. The record is from RefSeq and is a predicted model, not a curated record.
AUGUCAGACUCCAACACAACCAAAUUCACCAACCCCUCCAUCUUCAUCCUGCUGGGCAUUCCUGGCCUUGAGGUGGCCCACGUCUGGAUCUCCAUCGCCUUCUGUGCUAUGUACGUCAUAGUCAUCUUGGGGAACUUCACCAUCCUCUUCAUCGUGAAGAGAGAGCCGAGCCUCCACGAGCCCAUGUACUAUUUCCUCUGCAUGCUGGCCAUUACUGACCUGGUCCUCGCCACGUCCACCAUGCCGAAAAUUCUGGCAAUCUUCUGGUUCAAUUCUGGGGAGAUAGUAUUCAGUGCCUGCCACCAGCUGUACUUUAUUCACUGCUUCUCAGCGAUUGAGUCUGGAAUCUUCGUGGCCAUGGCUUUGGAUCGCUACGUGGCCAUCUGCCAUCCCCUGAGACAUUCCACCAUCCUGACAAACCGCGUGGUGGCCAAGAUUGUCCUGGCCAUGGUGCUGCGUGGCAUCAUGGUCGCACUGCCCUAUCCCUUCCUGGCAAAGUGGUGGCCAUAUUGCAGAACCAACAUCAUCCCCCAUACACACUGUGAGCACAUGUAUGUGGUGAAGCUGGCCUGUGCUGACAUCCGCAUCAGUAUUUACUAUGGCCUCUUUGUGGUAUUCUCUGUGAUUGGACUGGAUGUGUCUUUUAUUGCUGUGUCCUACACACAGAUCCUCAGGGCCAUCUUCAGUCUCCCCACCAAGGAUGCCCGGCUCAAGACUUUUGGGACCUGUGGCUCCCACCUCUGUGUCAUCUUAGCCUUUUACAUCCCAACUCUCUUCUCUUCCCUCACAUCCCGAUUUGGGCAUGAUUUACCCCUUUAUUUCCUAGUUUUUAUUGCCAACGUGUACCUCCUUGUGCCCCCCAUGCUAAACCCCAUCAUCUACGGGGUGAGGACCAAACAGAUCCGGGACAGGCUUCUCCGGCUCUUAGUUGAGAAACAGUCAAAUGAAAAAGAGUCCCAUUCAAUCACAUCACGUAAUGGCAGAUAGUUAAAAAGGGACAAUUUUUAAAGUGCUUAUAUACCGAUGCUAGAAUUCUAAAUAA